AUGGACAUCCUGGAUCACUCUGAGGACGAGGAAGAGCGGAGCUACUACGGCAGCGGCAGCAGGUUCGGCUGCAGGUGGCAGAAGCCGAGGUCCAAGAGCCACCACCAGCUGCUGCUCAUGGACAGCGUCGGCAACGGCAACGGCAACGGUAACGGCGGCGUGGAGGGGGACGGCGCGUCGGAGGAGCAGGAGAUCGUGCCGCUGCCGGAGUACGAGCGGCUGUCCCAGUCGGCGCGCCUCCCGCAGGACCCCGACCCCAAGAACCCGCUGCUGCCGGAGUACCGGGUCGCGUCCCCGCCCCCGCCGCCGCCGCCGAUGCCGCGGCCGCAGAAGAAGCCGGCGGCGUGGAGGCUGAUCGAGUACGUGCGGUCCAGGAACAAGUCCGGCGUGCCCGGCGGGUGCGGCUCGUCGGACGGCGACUCCAGGAGCUCCGACGGCGAGAAGGAAGGGGAGGAGGGCGCCGGCGAGGAGGGCAAGAAGGAGGAGAAGGGUAAGAAGCGGUCGUCGUGGCUGCCGGACCGCGAGCGCCGGUGGCCGGUGCAGGGGUUCUACUAGCUAGGGUGGCCGGGUCUCCGUCCGCGUGUCGUUCGACUUGUCGUCGUCGUUGUCUUUUUUC
Lolium rigidum is the source of this 616-nucleotide messenger RNA. RefSeq lists its product as uncharacterized. The record is from RefSeq and is a predicted model, not a curated record. The transcript has a single exon. Bases 1 to 555 code for a protein of 184 amino acids. NCBI's taxonomy places the organism in Eukaryota, Viridiplantae, Streptophyta, Magnoliopsida, Poales, Poaceae.